This is a messenger RNA of Durusdinium trenchii, 2224 nucleotides long. The record is from the annotation of a GenBank genome assembly. Lineage: Eukaryota; Dinophyceae; Suessiales; Symbiodiniaceae.
AUGUAGCAUGGUUGUGCACCAAAGGGCCCUGUGCCCAUUGAUGGUGAUAGGCAGUGACAGGCCCUCCGUGGUUAGGCAACUUUCCGUCCAGCUUAGCAAUGUGGCGAAGCGAGAAUGGACAAAUACCACUCCCGAAGUUGGAUGUGGAAAUUGCUAAUUUGGAAUACCGGUUGCGCGCGGAAGUUCGAGAUGAGAUCUCGCAGUGCAUUCAGCCUUUGUUGGCACGGCUUAGCUGGGUCGAAGCGCAGAUUGGGGCUAUGUCCCACGAACCUCGUGAUGACGACAGCCUGUUGGAAGAGUCACAGAAGGAAUAUGCAAGAGUGUCUCGGAUCCCAUCAAGAUCUUCAAAGGAUAUGGUGAGCGAUUACCAACAACAACAAUUCGAAACUACGACUUUCCAAGAGGUAAAAUUUGAGGCUUCGACAUGGAAUCUUUUGCUGGUUCUUGGGCUUACAGAUGCUGGCAUGCUGAGCGACGUGCUUGCGUUCAUGGUCCUUUUGGUGAAUAUCCUUAUGCAAGCUUUGUUCUGUCAAACCAUUCUCUCACCCCAGUUUGCUGGGACGUCGUUCUCAAUACAAGCCGAUGCUGCACGAAAGUGGCGCCAGUUGGUGGGACACGACGCCAGCUACAUGAACCCUGCGGCACACAGCCUGGUAUCCAGGGUUUGCAACAAUGACCGGACCUUGAUCAUGGCAGAUGCACAAGCAUCAUUGAUCGAAAACAUCAAUGCCUAUUUAGGCAUUGAAAAUUUGCAGAUGCACGGGAGCUGUUUCUCACCGGGGGUGUUGCUUUGUACACUUUGCAUCAUGCAAUGGUGUUUGUACUUGUUUGAAGAAUUUCGGAUGAUUGUGUCCACCAGCUUUGCGAUCUGGCAAGUGCCACGUGCUGCGAGCAGCCUUCGCUCAAACCAGAUCACGGGCAUCUCCUUUACACGCCUGGUGGCACAUGGUUUGUUGACUCUCCUACGGACUUGCAUCGCAGUGGUGCUGUUGAACGCCGGCAUUCUUUGGCUGGCCAUUGAAGAUUUGAUGGUGAAUGGCGUGGCCUUGGUCACGAUCAUCAACGUGGAUGAGAAGUUAUUUGCCGCCUUGAUGCCCCGGAGGAUUCAACGGAAAGUGGAGGAACUUUAUGCGGUGACCCCUCGAAGCAGCAAACGUGGCAGCCAAGCCGAAUCCCUUGUGCUCCUAGGGUCCAUCACCUGCAUCUUGAUUUGGUCCUUCGCAACUUUACUGGCACCUCUCAAGGAGGCGAUGCAGUUGGUGAAGAAAGAGUACUGCGCUGGAGAUAUUGACUUUGUUAUGAAGGUCAAUCCAAGUGUGGGGGUCCCUGUUGCACUGGAUACGGCGCCAUACCUAAAGGAUGAGAACCGUUCCUUCAGCGAAGUGGCAACACGUGACUUCCUGGGAAGCAGAGCUGAGAAACGAGAUCCGCUGUUUGCCAUCUCAACCAUCAAGAACUCAGAUUUUGUGUCCUGGAGCGGGCGUAGCUGGACGCAGUGGUCCUCUGGUUUCUUAGAUCACUGCGGAGAAUGGAAUAAGCAAGAGUUCAUGAAUUCUGCCGCUUGGGCAGUUGGUCGUGGUGUGGGGCAUUCCUGCGAGGAGCUUGUCAUGCACUGCCUCGACGCUGACGCUGCGUUGCUACGAUUGAUUUGUCCAACAGCUUGCAGGUGUAGAGAUCCAUUGCUAUCUUGGUACAGGCUUCCUCAAGCAGGUUGCUCCCAGUCUUGCAUAGACAUUGGCCACAAGGAAUCAGCCGACAUACCUUGCAAAGACAUAUCACCUACCAGACAGGAGUGGAUUGACACUUGGCGGACUUGGCCUUCAGUUGGGCUCUAUGCAUUUGGGAUGGACCCUUCCUCAAAGGAGGGUGGAGUCCGCCUGGCUCAAGUGCAAGCUCAAGCGCGCAAGAUGUUGACUGGGGGAUGCAGCGCGUUACGACAUGAGAAAGCAGAUCCAUAUGUGAAUGCCACUUUCUGUGAAGGCUUUGAGGGCCUCUUUGCAUCCUUACGGCCUUUGUGCCCUGAAACCUGCGGCUGCCUCGAUGCGAAGUUUGAACUGAAGUUAGACCGGAAAGGCCGCAUGUCCGACGGCCCUGUCCUUCGUGCUUGUCAGGAGCAGGUCAUACCCAGGUGCUUUUCCACCACGGAGGAUUUUUUCAGAGAAAGGAAGAUACAGACAAAGUUGGAACCUUGGAGGAUUCCUUCGGGCAAGACCCCUGAAGAGGC